AUGGCUAACACUUUGAAAAACAUCUCUUUCUCUGAGGAUACAUCGGUCUAUGAGAACUUCACAGACGACUGGACAUCAGAUGGAGAGGAUACAGUGCAUUUCAUCAUUCGAUGCCUUAUCCCGUCGGUGUAUAUACUAAUAAUAACGGUUGGUUUGCUGGGCAACAUCACGCUUGUGAAAAUAUUCAUCACCACCAGCGCGAUGCGAAGUGUGCCCAACAUUUUCAUUUCCAGCUUGGCCGUGGGAGAUAUCUUGCUUUUGGUCACUUGUGUGCCAGUGGACGCGUUCAGGUAUUUCUAUGAAGAGUGGAUUUUUGGAACAGUCGCUUGUAAGAUGAUCCCGGUGAUUCAGCUCACCUCGGUCGGAGUCUCCGUGUUCACUCUGACGGCACUAAGCGCAGACAGACACAAAGCCAUUGUGAACCCUAUGGACAUCCAGACCUCCAGUGCAGUAUUCUGGACCUGCUUGAAGGCCAUCGCUAUAUGGAUUGUCUCGGUGUUGCUGGCUAUCCCAGAGGCUGUCUUCUCGCAGGUGGUUCAUAUGCCAUACAAUAAUAUGACGUUUACUGCCUGUGUGCCAUAUCCACUCUCCAACGAGAUGCAUCCUAAGAUACACUCAAUUAUGAUAUUCCUCGUCUACUUCCUCAUCCCUCUGAUCAUUAUCUCUGUCUACUACUACCACAUUGCAAGGACUCUUAUCAAGAGUGCUCACGAUAUGCCAGGUGAAAUUAGUGAGCACUCCAAAAGACAGACAGAAACAAGGAAGCGUCUAGCCAAAAUUGUUCUGGUGUUCGUGGGCCUUUUUGCACUGUGCUGGUUCCCCAACCAUGUUCUCUACAUGUACCGCUCCUUCAACUAUCGGCAGAUCGACUCUUCGCUAUCACACCUCAUCAUCACACUUGUGGCACGCGUCUUAAGCUUCUCUAGCUCCUGCGUUAACCCUUUCGCCCUGUACCUGUUGAGCGAGAGCUUCCGAAGGCACUUCAACAACCAGCUGAUGUGCAGGCGGCGCAAAUACGAGGAGCGCAACACCAGCUACCUCCAGAGCACCUCUGCUAUUCGUAUGACCUCCAUCAGGAAGAGUGCACCUGCUGCGGUCAACGGCCAAAAAACGGGAGUCUGCAUUUAGCAUCUAUUCUCAGAACUGUGUGUUCACAGAAGGGUUGGUGACUUGCAUUUAAGUUUGAUUAAAAGCAUUUGGUGCCCCUGCUUGUUAAAGGGGAUGGUUAUUGAAGCAGGGAAGACAGAAGAAUUGCCGUUGUAAAUAUUGCAUGCAUGUUUUAUCAAAAGUUGCAGCUUUGCUAGUGCUUGCAAAGGAAAUUUGCUUUAUUUCUGAAACAUUAUUCUUAUUACAACCGGAAUGAAAUGGAUAUACCAAUCAUUACAGGACUAAUUUCAUUUCUCCUGAACCCAAAUACAUUUUCAGUCUGUAUUAUAUAUCAAAUCUGUACAAAAUAUUGGAAUCAGAGUUUCCAUUAUUGUGUCAAUGUAAGUUUGCAUGUUUGCUUUUCAGAUUAAUCAUAUUUCCAUUUUCACGCUAGGCUUUGGCUCCAGCCAAAUUAUGAAAACUUAACGUUUAUCAAUGGGAAGUGCACUUACUACAGUAAUUUAAUGUUUUGUGAACAAAGUAAGCAGUUUUGAUUUCACCAAUGGAAUUAAACAGAGAGUUUAUUGUCAAGGAUAUUAUGGAGAUACUCCUACAAUCAUCUACUUUGCCUAUGGACGCAUUCUGUUUCCCAGACAAACACAUUAUAUUCAAUUUAGGAGCAACAGGA
Messenger RNA from Xyrauchen texanus (razorback sucker), 1774 nucleotides. RefSeq names its product neuromedin-B receptor-like. Lineage: Eukaryota; Metazoa; Chordata; Actinopteri; Cypriniformes; Catostomidae. Bases 1 to 1128 code for a protein of 375 amino acids. Gene Ontology annotation, cellular component: membrane. Gene Ontology annotation, biological process: bombesin receptor signaling pathway. The transcript has 3 exons. Gene Ontology annotation, molecular function: bombesin receptor activity. The record is from RefSeq and is a predicted model, not a curated record.